This is a messenger RNA of Diachasmimorpha longicaudata, 3809 nucleotides long. It is a transcript of the gene Pfk, whose product is annotated as ATP-dependent 6-phosphofructokinase. Lineage: Eukaryota; Metazoa; Arthropoda; Insecta; Hymenoptera; Braconidae. Gene Ontology annotation, molecular function: AMP binding; fructose-6-phosphate binding; ATP binding. Gene Ontology annotation, cellular component: cytoplasm; 6-phosphofructokinase complex. Gene Ontology annotation, biological process: canonical glycolysis; fructose 1,6-bisphosphate metabolic process; fructose 6-phosphate metabolic process. The record is from RefSeq and is a predicted model, not a curated record. The transcript has 10 exons. The coding region runs from base 147 to 2585 and encodes 812 amino acids.
CUUCAGACCACUCAGCGACGUGCAGGUGAAGUCUGACAGCGUCUAAAUACUCCGGUGUACGGUUCCCGAUUUUUCUGGGAGGAAUUAUCUCAUCGAGGAUUACAUCCUCAACCCUUUGUCUUGGAUCAUUAUCUGAUAGUUCGAUCAUGGCAGACCAUACUUACAAGAGUAUCAUGGCUGAGGAGCAGGCAGCAACGAAAUUUAUCAAACCUGGCAGCCACAAGGGCAAGGGGCUGGCUGUCUUCACCAGUGGUGGUGAUUCCCAGGGUAUGAAUGCAGCUGUUCGUGCAGUCGUGAGGAUGGGAAUAUAUCUGGGGUGCAAAGUAUUCUUCAUAAAAGAGGGUUACCAGGGGAUGGUGGACGGUGGAGAGCAUAUUGUCGAGGCAACUUGGUCCUCAGUGUCUUGCAUCAUCCACAGAGGAGGCACGGUAAUCGGUUCAGCUCGUUGCUCGGACUUCAGGGAACGCGAGGGCCGCAAGAAGGCAGCUAAAAACCUGGUCACCAGGGGAAUCUGCAAUUUGGUAGUGAUUGGAGGCGAUGGAUCCCUCACUGGAGCCAAUUUAUUCAAGGAGGAGUAUCCAAGUUUGCUUCAGGAUCUCGUUAAAGGAGGUGAUGUAACUGCUGAGCAAGCUGAGAAAUACAAGCACCUGCACAUAGUGGGCAUGGUGGGUUCAAUCGACAAUGAUUUCUGUGGUACAGACAUGACAAUAGGCACAGACUCUGCUCUGCACCGUAUCAUUGAGUCUAUCGAUGCCAUCGUCAGUACUGCCUACUCCCAUCAACGAACAUUCAUCAUGGAGGUCAUGGGUCGUCACUGCGGGUACUUGGGUAUUGUCGGCGCAUUAGCCGCCGAGGCGGACUACGUAUUCUUCCCAGAAAGUCCACCCCCAGUCGAUUGGCCCGAUAAACUAUGUAAAAAAUUGGAGCAGGAACGAUUGACCGGUCAACGUUUGAACAUCAUUAUCGUGGCUGAGGGCGCCGUAGACAGGAACGGCGAUCCCAUCACUGCGGAGAAGGUCCACAAGGUCGUGGUUGAUAAGUUACAGCAGGACACGAGGAUCACGGUUUUGGGUCAUGUCCAGAGAGGAGGAAAUCCCUCAGCUUUCGACCGAGUCCUGGGGUGUAGAAUGGGUGCUGAGGCUGUUAUGGCUCUGAUGGAGGCUACACCAGACACUGAAGCGUGUGUGGUGACUCUUGAUGGUAAUCAGGCUGUUAGGUUGCCCCUGAUGGAGUGUGUGAGACGUACUAAGGCUGUUGCUCAGGCAAUGGCAGAUAAAAAUUGGGAUUUGGCAGUUCAACUUCGUGGAAAAGGUUUUGCACGAAAUUUGGAAACGUACAAGAUGUUGACACGUCUGAAGGCACCGAUUGGAGCUCAAGAUGGAAAAGAGCAUCACGGUCACGUUUUAUCCAAGCAAUAUACAAUGUGUGGACAAGAUCACUACACCCUGGCAGUGAUGCACGUGGGCUCGCCGUCCUGUGGAAUGAACGCAGCAGUUAGAUCAUUCGUGAGGAACUGCAUUUACCGAGGAGACAAGGUAUACGGGAUCUGCGAUGGUGUGACAGGUCUAGCAGCAGGUCAACUGAAGCUGAUGGAUUGGCCCUCGGUGACUGGAUGGGUGGCCCAGGGUGGUGCCUAUCUGGGGACGAAACGAGCCCCCCCGAAGGAGGAACAACUGCCCCAGAUAGCAGCUAAACUCCGGGAAUUUGGAAUUCAAGCCCUUCUGAUCAUCGGAGGCUUCGAGGGCUACCAAACUGGACUGACAUUCACCGCUGCCAGGGAGAAGUACGAUGAAUUCAAAAUUCCAAUUGCCAUGAUACCAGCUACCAUCAGCAAUAAUGUCCCUGGAACCGAGUUCUCACUGGGUUGUGAUACAGCUCUGAAUGAGAUCACUGAAAUCUGCGACAGGAUUCGUCAGUCUGCCCAGGGAACGAAGAGGAGAGUCUUCAUUAUUGAGACCAUGGGGGGAUAUUGCGGAUAUCUAGCGACCCUAGCUGGCCUCGCUGGUGGUGCUGAUGCUGCCUACAUCUUCGAGGAGAAAUUCAACAUCAAGGAUUUAAAUCAAGACGUCAUUGCGAUGGCUGCUAAGAUGUCUGAGGGUGUCCAGCGAGGUUUGAUCCUCCGAAACGAGAACUGCAACUUGAAUUACAAUACUGACUUCAUGCAGAGAUUGUUCAGCGAGGAAGGAAAGGGUCUUUUCAGCUGCAGAUCCAACAUUAUCGGGCAUAUGCAGCAGGGUGGCUCGCCCACUCCCUUUGAUAGAAACUUGGGGACGAAAAUGGGGGCUAAAGCUGUCGAGUGGUUCAGCGAUCAGUUGAAGAAGUGUACGACACCCGAAGGGAAAACUCUAGCUACUACUCCUGAUACUGCUGUCAUGCUGGGCAUCAUCAAGAGACAGUACAGAUACACACCCUUCUGUGAGCUGAAUGACGUGACUGACUUUGAGCAUCGAAUCCCCACGUAUCAGUGGUGGAUCAAGCUUCGGCCACUGCUGAAGGUCCUCGCCAAGCACGAAUCCACGUACGAGGAGGAGGGGCUCUAUAUCACAGUCGAGGAAAUGGAACUUGAAGAUGAUCCGCUAGUUUAAAUAGGUAAAUUGUUGGGGGGGAGGUAAUUUAUGGUGAUUGUUGUGUACGUUUAGUGCUCGUGUGAUGCAGAAUAGGAGCACAUACGAGGAGAUUUCGUAAAAAAAAUGGCGAUUCUGUGGAAAAUUGGCAAAUGGAAUUCUGUUGAAUUAAAAAAAAACGAUAGAACUUUUUCUGGUCCACUAGAAUUUUCAAUGAAAUGUUUUCGUAGGUAAAUUAAUAAUGCACAGUAUUCAGAUGGGGCAUCACGGUAAUGAUGUAUCAAUUGUUAUCAUUUUUAGUAGAGGAUUACUUCUUUUUCUGAUGAUCAAAUAUCCCUUAGAGUAAUAAACGUAAUCAGUUCAUUUUUCAGUUGUUAAUUACGGAAUUUAUUUAAUAGACGAAUGCACAAUUUAUUAAAGUCCCUGGGGACUUCUCACGUUUGAUCCCACUAUCACUAAUACCCUUGGGACUUGUGGCUACGAUAUAUGUCCGGUUAUAAAUUUUUGUUCACCAAAUGUUUGUUUAAACUCUUACUCGAAACCUAUUGAAGGGCUACUUGGAGAAUAUACUCGUCUACCUCAAUUAAGGAGAUAAAUAAUUGAUGAAAAUCUGUUGGUAAACGAUGAAUUUCUGCCUAAAUGUCGAAGCUUGGAGAGUUCAGUGAUGCCAAGAGUUUUCAGAGGAAACACUUCGCUGCAUCAUGAACCACAAGCCAAAGGGUGAAUGAUAUUUUUAUUCUAAUCAUCCUCAAAAUUAAGUAAUUACAAUGACAAUAGAACUGUUACGAAAUAAUUGCGUUGAAUUUUUAAAACGAUUGAAAUUCAUGUACGUUGUAAGAAUAUUAUCUUCGUGUAGACGAUAAAUUUGAGAAAGUUUUUGGGAAUCAUCAAACCAGUGAUGACGUGACGAUUGACUCGUUGCACGAAUGAUAGAUAUGAAUUUACCGUAAUUUCAAUUAAGAAAAUAGAGAUAAUGUCAAGAACGUAAAGUACAUCACAGGUACGAGAAGAAAUGAAAAUAAUUACCAGGAGAUAAUAUAUAUUUUUGGCUCAUUGUUGAUCAAUGAUACUCGUUAGUCAUCGCAAAUAAUAGUAUUACUACGUCUACGGUAUUUAUUUCAUUUGGCAAAUUUUCUUUCAGGAUUAUUGUGGGUAAUAGAGGGGUUAGAGAGCGAUCAUGUCCAUUGAUUUAUGAUAAUCGUGUCUUCAUUGUUGAAUAAAGUAUGUCCUAUUCUGAUUUAUCAA